Molecule: messenger RNA, 1161 nt
Organism: Saxophila tyrrhenica
Lineage: Eukaryota; Fungi; Ascomycota; Dothideomycetes; Mycosphaerellales; Extremaceae
Gene: CYS17
Product: Cysteine synthase 1
Exons: 2
Coding region: 1-1161 (386 amino acids)
Cellular component (GO): cytoplasm
Source: RefSeq, a predicted model, not a curated record
AUGCUCGCUCGUCAGGCGCUGCGGGUCGCGUAUAAACCUGCCAUCUACAACUCCGCCCUCCGAUCAGCCUCGACGUUCUCGUCAUCCGCCGUCGAAGCAAUGAACCCUCAUGGCGUGGAAAUCUCGAAGGCGCAACGGAUAGCACAGGAUGGCUUCGUUUCAGCAAUCGGCAACACGCCCUUGAUCCGCAUGAAGAAGCUCUCCGAAGAGACCGGCUGUGAGAUUCUUGGAAAAGCAGAAUUCCAAAACCCUGGCGGCAGUGUCAAGGACCGAGCGGCGCUGUACGUUGUGAAGGAUGCGGAAGAGAGGGGCCUUCUAAGAGCCGGCGGCACGGUAGUCGAGGGCACAGCCGGCAAUACAGGCAUUGGUCUCGCGCAUGUGUGCAGGAGUAAAGGCUACAAGCUGGUCAUCUACAUGCCGAACACUCAGUCACAGGGCAAGAUCGAUCUGCUGCGACUGCUGGGGGCAGAAGUAUACCCAGUGCCUGCUGUGGCGUUCGAGAACCCGGAGAACUACAACCACCAGGCCAAGCGACAUGCGGAGGCGAUGGACAAUGCCGUCUGGACGAAUCAGUUCGACAACACUGCAAACCGACAGGCACACAUCGAGACGACUGGGCCAGAGAUCUGGGCACAGACGCAGGGGAAGCUUGAUGCAUUCACUUGCGGGUCGGGUACAGCUGGGACGAUUGCAGGCGUUACCAGAUACUUGAAGACGGCAAGCGAAGGCAGAGUGAAAUGCUACGUUGCAGACCCUCCCGGCUCGAUCGUCUACACCUACGUCUCCUCGGGCGGCAAGAUGACCGAGCGCAAAGGCUCCUCCAUCACCGAAGGCAUCGGCCAAGGACGGAUAACGGACAAUCUGAAGCCUGACAUCGACCUCCUGGACGGCGCACUCAUGAUCGCAGACGAGAAGUCGAUCGAGAUGGUGUACCGGUGUCUCGACGAGGAAGGACUGUACCUUGGCGCAAGCAGCUGCUUGAACGUCGUUGCUGCGAAGGAGGUCGCGGAGAAGCUUGGUCCGGGGCAUACCGUUGUCACGAUCCUGUGCGAUGGUGCGUAUCGGUAUGCCGAGAGGCUGUUCAGCAAGAAGUGGCUGGAGAGCAAGAGUCUGCUGAACGCAGUGCCGGAUCGGUUAAGGAAGUAUAUUGUGCUAGAGUAG